UCGUCCUUGAGAAGAGGCUCGAUUGCUUCUCAGGAUACUGCUCACAUUGAUGAAAAUACAACUGAAAUGUUUGAUGGUGCUGCUUCAGAAAUUAUCCCAUCUUCAAUAACUUCUUUCCAUCAUUUCCACCAUUUUGGUAGAAGAGAGCUAUCACCUUCUUCAAUUCCAAGUUCUGCAGCUAGUUCAAUACGACGUGGAAGAUUACCUUCAAUUCAAUCAUCUUCAAAUGUUAUCAGUGAAAAUGUUUCCCUGAAUAGAUUUCGUUCAGGUUCUAAUUCAAGAUCAAGAUCUCAAUCGAUUGAUAGUCGCUCACAAUUUAAAUUUUUUGACCCAGAAGAUAUUGAAACUGCCCAUGGUGCUUCCACUUUAGAUGAUCCUGAUGAUCCUAUUGAUUACGAUACAAAUUGGAAUUCUGCACCAAUUUAUGAAGAUUUCAGAAGACAAAGUUUCUCCACUAAUGCUUCAAUGCAAGAUUAUGGUUCAAUGGAUCGUCAAACAAGGACUUCAUCAUCACCUUCUGCUUAUUCUGCAAACACUUAUAGAGAUCGUAUUCCAAGUGAUGUUUCAAAUCGUCCAUUAUUAGAUGAUGCUGAAGAGAGUGAUAAUGAUGAUGAUUCUGUAUUAGACGUUGCUCAAUCAAAUAAUAACCAAAAUACAAAUAACGCUUAUCCAGAGCUAAGUUCCGAUCUUCAUGAUCAUUAUUAUCCAUCACAUCCUGCUAAAUUACAUUUCCAAAGAUUUUAUAUUGCUGAAGAAGAUUUAGUGUUGGGUAUUGCAGGUUAUAAAACUUCCAAAUUAAGACUCUAUUUAUAUUACUUCAUUUCCACAAUCACUUUUGGUUUAUUUUAUCUACUACUCAGAUGGUUACCUAAAUAUAAAUUUUCAAUUUAUGGUGAAAAAGUGGCAUUGGGGAAAGCUGAAUGGGUUGUUGCUGAAACUGAACAUGGUGAAUUAACUAUAAUUGAUGUUAAUAGACAAUGGUACAAUCGUUCAUUAUCAACGGUUAUGAAUGUUCCUCAUUUAGAUGAAAUUUCAAGAACAAACACUUCAAGUUCUAAUAGUGAACAUGCUAAUCAACCACACAUUGACGUUAACCCAAUUAUCCCAAUUUUAAUAUCUUUUGAAUAUAGAUAUUUGAAUUUCUAUUAUUCUCCAGUUGAAGACAUUUUCAAAACAAACACUAAUUGGGUUGAUUUUGAUUGGUUACAUCAUGUUAAAAGUGGGUUAACAAAAGAUUCAUAUGAAGAUAGAGCAUUGGUUUUCAAAGAAAAUACUUUAGAAUUGAAAGAGAAAACAAAUUCUCAAUUAUUAGUUGAUGAAGUCUUACACCCAUUUUAUAUGUUUCAAGUAUUUUCAAUUAUCUUGUGGGCUUUUGAUGAAUAUUAUUACUAUGCUGCUUGUAUUUUCCUAAUUUCAAUUUUUUCAAUAAUCAAUACUUUAGUGGAGACAAAAUCUACAAUGGCCAGACUACGUGAACUUUCCAAAUUUGAAUGUAAAGUUAGAGUUUGGAGAAAUGAUUAUUGGAAAGAAACUGAUGCAGCUGAUUUAGUUCCUGGUGAUGUUUAUGAAGUUUCUGAUCCUUCAUUGAGCGUUUUCCCAUGUGAUUCUGUUCUUUUAUCUGGUGAUUGUAUUGUUAAUGAAUCUAUGCUUACUGGUGAAUCUGUCCCUGUUUCAAAAUUACCAGCCUCGCAUGACACAUUGGAUGCUUUAGUUAAAGAUUCAUUAAAAUCACAAAUUUCACCAUUAUUAGCUAAAUCAUAUCUAUUCAAUGGUACCAAGAUUAUUAGAGUUAGACAUAGUGCAGGUGACCCAGCAAUGGCUUUAGUUGUUCGUACUGGGUUUGCUACUACAAAAGGUGCGUUAUUAAGAUCAAUGUUAUUCCCUAAACCUGUGGGUUUUAAAUUUUAUGAGGAUUCUUUUAAAUAUAUUGGAUUUAUGACUAUUAUUGCUUGCUUUGGAUUCAUCUUUAGUACAAUAAAUUUCAUUAAACUUGGUUUAGGUCCAAGAAUCAUCAUAUUAAGGGCACUUGAUAUCAUAACUAUUGUUGUUCCACCUGCAUUACCUGCCACGUUAACCAUUGGUACAAGUUUUGCAUUAUCAAGAUUGAAAAAAAAAGACAUUUUUUGUAUCUCUCCAACUAGAGUUAAUGUCGGUGGUAAACUGGAUAUCUUGUGCUUUGAUAAAACUGGUACAUUGACCGAAGAUGGAUUGGACGUUUAUGGGGUUCAUGCAUCUGGUGAUCAUUUUGAAGAAAGAUUGACAGAUAUCAAAUCAAUAAGCGCAAGCCAUAGUGAUUUGUUGAAAGCUUUAGUUGCAUGUCAUUCCCUAAGAGUUGUUGAUGAUGAAUUGAUUGGUGAUCCAUUGGAUUACAAAAUGUUUAAGUUUACUGAUUGGGAAUAUGAAGAAGAAUUUAAAGGUUUCACUUCAACUAACGAAGAAAGAUUUGAUGAGUCUCAAUUACCGGAAAAUACAGGUAUCACACCAGCUGUUGUUUAUCCAAAGAAUCAAAAGAAUGAAUUAUUAGGUAUUUUGAGAAGUUUUGAAUUUGUUUCACACUUAAGAAGAAUGAGUGUUAUCAUCAAGUCAAAUGAUCAAUUCUCAGUCUUGACAAAAGGUGCACCUGAAGUUAUCAAGGAAAUUUGUAAUCCAAAGUCAUUCCCCCCAAAUUUUGAAGAAUUGUUGUAUCAUUAUACACAUAAUGGGUACAGAGUUAUUGCAUGUGCUGGUAAGAAGUUGAAAAAAAACACUUGGUUGUAUUCUCAAAAAAUUACAAGAGAGGAUGCUGAAAGUGGAUUGGACUUUUUAGGUUUUAUUGUUUUCGAAAAUAGAUUAAAACCAUCAACUACUGGUGUUUUGAAACAACUAUCUGAUGCUAAUUUAAGAACUGUUAUGUGUACUGGUGAUAAUUUAUUAACUGCUGUUAGUGUUGCUAGAGAAUGUGGAUUAGUUAAAGAAGAUUUAACAUUUAUUCCAACAUUUACUGAAAAUGAUGGCUUGGUUUGGAGAGAGAUUGACGAUGAGAAAUUAUCAUUAGAUUCUGGUAGUCUUGACCUUUAUGGUUCAAAUAAGAGCUAUGGACUUGCAGUUUCAGGUGAUGUUUUCAGACAUUUGUUAAAGAAUGAUAUUAAUUUGUUUUCAGAUGAAUACAUUACAAAAGUUUUAUUAAAAGCUAAUGUUUUCGCAAGAAUGUCACCUGAUGAAAAACAUGAAUUAGUUGAACAAUUUCAAGACUUGGAUUAUACGGUUGGGUUUUGUGGUGAUGGGGCUAAUGAUUGUGGUGCUUUAAAAGCUGCUGAUGUUGGUAUUUCAUUAUCAGAAGCUGAAGCUUCGGUUGCUGCUCCAUUCACCUCUAGAUUAUUUGAAAUCGGUUGUGUUUUAGAUGUUAUUAGAGAAGGUAGAGCUUCAUUGGUAACGAGUUUUAGUUGUUUUCAGUAUAUGUCGCUUUAUUCAGCUAUUCAAUUCAUUACAAUUACGAUUUUAUACAAGAGAGGUUCUAAUUUGGGUGAUUUCCAAUUCUUAUGGAUUGAUUUGUUUUUAAUUUUACCAAUUGCCAUUUUCAUGUCAUGGUCUAAUGCUUAUCAUAAAGUUGUUGCUAAAAGACCAAGUGCCAAUUUGGUUUCACCAAAAUUAUUGAUUCCAUUGGUUGUUAAUAUUUUGUUAUUGUUGUUCUUUCAAGUUUUGAUUUGGUUGUAUGUUCAAACAAGAGCUUGGUACAUUAAACCUGUUCCAGGUGGUGAUGAUGCAGUUCAAUCAUCUGAUAAUACUGUCUUAUUCUUUUACUCUAAUUUCCAAUACAUUUUGUGUGCUAUUAUCUUGACUGUUGGCCCACCAUAUAGAGAACCAGUGAAUAAGAAUAAACCAUUCAUUGCAAAUGUUGUUGUUGCAGUGGUUCUCAGUAUUGGAUUGAUGAACAUUUCCGCUGAUUCAUUCUUGGGAAAUUUGUUUCAAUUAACAGAAAUUACAUUUGGCUUUAAAGUGCUAAUAGUUGUAUGGUCAGUGAUAAAUUUGGCAGCCAAUAAUUACAUUCCACAACAAUUUAAAGGAUUAUUGAAGAAGAAGGAAAGUCAUAAGAAGUACAAGAGAAUAUUCAAAGCACAUAAAGUUACU
Hansenula anomala is the source of this 4107-nucleotide messenger RNA. RefSeq names its product putative acid anhydride hydrolase (gene YPK9). The record is from RefSeq and is a predicted model, not a curated record. The annotation marks the transcript as partial. The transcript has a single exon. Gene Ontology annotation, cellular component: membrane. Lineage: Eukaryota; Fungi; Ascomycota; Saccharomycetes; Phaffomycetales; Wickerhamomycetaceae. Gene Ontology annotation, molecular function: P-type ion transporter activity; ATP hydrolysis activity; ATPase-coupled monoatomic cation transmembrane transporter activity. Gene Ontology annotation, biological process: intracellular calcium ion homeostasis.